AUGUCCUUCAAAAACAGAUCGUCGGGAAAAGUCUUGUUGCCCUUUGGUCUAGACUACUCGGAUGUUCUUUCGCAAGGCCAGCAGACGGAAAAACCCCAGCAUCCUCUUCCUGUGCAUGGGCCUUUGACCCCAUUCGAAGAAAAUGCCGCCAAACAAGCUCUUGCUUUUGCCAAACUAAUGUACGACGGCCCUUUCUUCACAGGAUCGCCUGAUGAAGAGACAAACACCGGCCCCGCUCCAAUACAACGAUAUUCCGACAAGUACAAGAAAGUCAAGAAGGUGGGCCGUUCUGUUGACGAGUACCCAUACCAACUAGAGUUUUUCCCUGAGGAAUUGUACUCGGUGAUGGGAAUCACGAAAAAGAAAAAGAAGUUGCUCUUGUCGUCAUACAAGGCGGACGGAGGACUCGCACGUUUUGACGUGGCCGAAACGGAAGAACUGGCCCAGUCCAUGUUGGAGAAAUUGAAGAGUCUAGCCGAGGAUCUCGAUGCGGACCCACAAACGAACCAGAACGACGAAGAGGCGGAGGACGACGAUCCAGACGACGAAUUCGAAGAGGACGACGAUGACGACUACAAUGCGGAGAAGUACUUCGACGACGGAGACGACGAUAUGGGAGACGACGGCGACGACGAAGCUGCAUUUUAA
Clavispora lusitaniae ATCC 42720 is the source of this 648-nucleotide messenger RNA. It is a transcript of the gene RPC31, whose product is annotated as DNA-directed RNA polymerase III subunit. NCBI's taxonomy places the organism in Eukaryota, Fungi, Ascomycota, Pichiomycetes, Serinales, Metschnikowiaceae. The record is from RefSeq and is a predicted model, not a curated record. Gene Ontology annotation, cellular component: RNA polymerase III complex. Gene Ontology annotation, biological process: transcription by RNA polymerase III.